Molecule: messenger RNA, 749 nt
Organism: Neltuma alba
Lineage: Eukaryota; Viridiplantae; Streptophyta; Magnoliopsida; Fabales; Fabaceae
Exons: 3
Coding region: 190-480 (96 amino acids)
Source: RefSeq, a predicted model, not a curated record
UGUCUUAGCGAAAAGUUCUGCAGAAUCGUCAAAAGCGAAAAGUUUUGCAAAAUUGUCCCCGAAAAAAAAAAAGGGGCGUUCUUUCCUUCCUUUGUUGGCUAUUCUCCUCCAUCCAUACAUGAACUUACCCACUCUCUGGGGUUUAUUGGUCAAAGCCCCAAACACAAGGGUUUAAGGGGAGGUAGUGAAAUGGCCAGCUAUCUCUGGAGGAAGUAUUCGGACUAUUUGUACACAAAGUGGGAGAGAACCAUUCUCUGGGACAUGAUCGAGCCAUACAGAAGACCCAAAUCCUUCACUCCUUUGGUGACCAUUUACAUUGCAGCUUUCUACACUGGAGUCAUUGGGGCUGCUAUCACUGAGCAACGCUACAAGGAAAAAUACUGGGAAGAGCAUCCCGGGGAAGCUGUGCCUCUCAUGAAACCACAAUUUUAUGGCGGUCCAUGGAGGAUAAUGAGGGGAGAGGUUCCUCCAACUGGGUGAAAAUCUCUGAAGGCUUGUUUCGUACCUUUUUUCCUAUCUACCUCGUGUUCCUGCUGUUGUACAAAAUUACUCAGUUUUGCUGUUUUCUAGGCACUGUUUAGAAGACUCUUUUCAUAGUAUAAUAUCAAUAUAAAGUUACUUAGGCGUUUAUUGGUUAUGACUGGAUUUUUUAAUCAAAAUGUGGUUUAUAAUGUGACUAUUAUGAUACAAUCAGUCAUAUAUUACGGAAAUAAGAAAAAGGUUCAGUGAUUAAAGGAAUUGAUAAAUUG